Messenger RNA from Bombus pascuorum, 2440 nucleotides. Its product is annotated as serine-rich adhesin for platelets-like. Lineage: Eukaryota; Metazoa; Arthropoda; Insecta; Hymenoptera; Apidae. The record is from RefSeq and is a predicted model, not a curated record. The transcript has 3 exons. Bases 32 to 1669 code for a protein of 545 amino acids.
UCGACUAAAUCUAUCUCUGUAAAUAUUGCCAAUGUUAAAUUUGAUAUUAACAGAGAUGGCCAACAGGAGAUUGAUGUUACAAUAUCUAAAAGUAACUUUAUAUGCGACAAUGUUUGAAGGAGGAAAAAAUACAAAUACAGCAAAGACAGCUGAAAAUACAGCUUCGUCGAUCUCAGAAAAUAGAAAUAAAUUUCGAAGAAUUGAAGGUGAUGAUGCAAAGGCCGAUGUAAAGCAAGAUUCAGAGAAUCUGAAGAAAGACUCAAUGCCAGAAUUUCCAGCGAUUAAGACUUCUAGUACAAUAGUAGAUACAUUACAUAUUUCCAACGCUUUUAAUGCUCUAACAUUGUCAAAUAAUAAAUACGUAAAAACUGCACAAACACUUGAACCAGUUUCACGUGCAUGCCAAGAAGAAUGGACCGAUAAAUGGAAUAACCUUGAAUUUCCAGCUCCCAAAUCGUCAAUUUUAACACCAGUUACUUUUAGUUUAUCUAAAAAACAAUAUUCAUUUGGUGACACAAGUACGAGUCAGUUUCUUGGUUCUCCAACGUCAGAAAGUAAAGAGUCAGCGCGUGAUAACGCAGAGAGUAGAUCUACGCCUUUCUGUUGGAAAGCAACAACGACAACAACAUUAUCAAGUCCAGCAUUCCAAGUACCUACUGCAGCACAAACUUUGCAUAAAUCUGGAACAUCCAAAUCAUCAAUUUUAAAACCACCUACUUUUAAUUUAUCUAAAAAACAAUAUUCAUUUGGUGACACAAGUACGAGUCAGUUUCUUGGUUCUCCAACGUCAGAAAGUAAAGAGUCAGCGCGUGAUAACGCAGAGAGUAGAUCUACGCCUUUCUGUUGGAAAUCAACAACGACAACAACAUUAUCAAGUCCAGCAUUCCAAGUACCUAAUGCAUCACAAACUUUGCAUAAUUCUGGAACACCCGAAUCAUCGAUUUUGGUACCAACUACUUUUAGUUUAUCUAAUAAACAAUGUGAAUUUGGUGGCGCAAUUUCACGUAAAUCUUGCACUUCUCCGGUGCUAGAAAAUAAACCUGCAGCUUGCGAUUCAACACCAACAAACCAAAAAGAAACAACAUAUAAUACAACACUCGGGAUGCCAACUGUACGUGGCACAUUGUCAGUGACAUCAGUAGUAUCUGGUGAUAGUACUGUUAGAACGUCUACCGGCGAGUCAACGCCUCUUAUACGUGUACAUCAAAAAUUUAUAUUUAACGCCAUUCCUACUGAACCGGCUGUAAUGCCUGGGAAUCGAUUCAAUUUUCCUACGAAUAUGAUACCUCCUGUAUCGACUCAGAUUCAAAUAUCGAUUGAUUUCACCGAUUAUACAUUUAACGGACCUAAUCCGGAACUAGCAGCAUUUCCGCAAUGUCCAACUACAAGUUCAUUUUCUACAUCGCAACCUGUUACCCAAAGUCAACAAUUGUCUACUUCAUCAUCUAUUCCUCUAGAAUGCGCGUUUAAUUUUGAUUCGUCACCAGGAGAUCAUACAGCUGAACCUGGUUCAAUCCAGUCCGAAGGAUUUAAUUUUAAUCCCAAUACUAGACCAUCGUUCCGUUUUAGUGUUUAUGAAUUUAAGUAUCUACAAAAUAUAAAAUUAUUUUACACAUUAAUAGCAGGAUCUUUUUUCCAUAAAAAAAUGUGUUGCCAUGUGUUGUUUUAGUGCACCUACUCAAGUACAACGAGAUACUGCGUCUACUCGAGUACAACGAAAUACUGCGAAAGCUUUUAGAAGAUUAAAAUAGGAGUCAAGUAACGGCAUUCUUUUUAUACAGUUGCUCAUGAAGGUAUUCAUAUUCUUGCAGAAGACACCUUUUAUGAAUAUACUAUAUGUCUUGAAAGAAACAUUUUGAAAUGUCAUUAGUAUUGUAACAAAAUCCGAUUGUCAUAGCUAUAUUGGUAAAGUUUUUAGCAAAUCUGAAAAUAUACAUAGAUAUUACAAAACACCUAACACAAGUAUGCAGAUAUUUUGUAGAAAUCAAUAAAGUAUUUAAACAGUCAUUUAACAUUUCAUCAAACAUUUUCCAUAUGUAUGAAAUAAGCCUAAAUAUUUACUGGAACCACUUUUGAGAUUUUUUCUAGGCAUACCAAGGAGGCUAUUAAUGCUGUGUGCUAAUCUUUAUUAAAUAUAUGUUUGUAAAUACCUUUUAUGUAUAUUUUCAGAUUGGUUUUUGGCUUUUCUAUCAUAAAAAUAGUAGUUGCAAAAUACUUUUAUGAGCCAUUGUAUCUAUUUCAUACAAUCGUGAGAAAACAAGUCGAAGACGCUUCGUUUUCGAAGAAAAAAGAAAAAAGAAAAAAGAAACGAUUUUGAACAUUUUCUCGAUGCUGCUAUACGCACAUACUCUUUAUGAUAUAUCAAUUCUUGGAUCAAUAACGAACUUUCAUUAUUGAUGAUUUGCUGCUAGUGGAUGAGGAAACUUAAUAAAAUAUCGAA